Penicillium nucicola is the source of this 1509-nucleotide messenger RNA. RefSeq lists its product as uncharacterized. Lineage: Eukaryota; Fungi; Ascomycota; Eurotiomycetes; Eurotiales; Aspergillaceae. Gene Ontology annotation, biological process: transmembrane transport. The record is from RefSeq and is a predicted model, not a curated record. Gene Ontology annotation, molecular function: transmembrane transporter activity. The transcript has 3 exons. Gene Ontology annotation, cellular component: membrane. The coding region runs from base 1 to 1509 and encodes 502 amino acids.
AUGACUUCUAAAAGGGGCCCCGAAAAUGAGAUAGAGCCACUUCUCACCAAGUCCUCUGAUCCCACUGAAAAGCAACCUAGAUUCAAAUCCUUAUGGAUUCAAUGCCGGAAGCCAUCUGCGAUGUGGCUACUGCCUAUGUAUACUCUGUAUUCAAUCACUGCUGGCAGCUUGAUUAUCCCAGAAUUCAAUGCCACAUUGGGACUGAUUUGCCAUCAGCGACACUCCCCAGACAAAACCAAUUUCCAGUUUGACAUGGAGCGAUGUGACGGAAAUACACAAGUGCAAUCCGACUUGUCACAAUUUUACAUUUAUGGUCAAGUGAUUUCUGGUAUUCUGGGGGCCAUUGCAGGCCCCAAUAUCAUGGGGUUCUCUGAUAAGAUCGGCCGCAAACCCAUUCUAGUAUUCAGUGUACUUGGACCAUUGCUAGCCGACAUUAUUGUUCUUGCUGCCUUGUAUUAUCCCAAUGAAGUCGAUGUGAAAUGGCUUCUCGUUGGAUACGCCAUGGAUGGUCUCAGUGGUUCGAUUAUCACUGCGACGACUGCUUCGCAGGCUUACAUAUCGGAUAUCAGUACGCCAGAGGCUCGAGUAUCAAGUUUCAGUUUCAUACAAGCAGCAUUUAUGAGCGCCCUUGCACUCGGUCCUUUGAUAGCAGGUGGCUUACUCACGAUUUCUGAUUCUCUGAUUCAGGCGUAUUGGAUAGCAUUUACAAUCCAUCUGUCGCUGAUAGUGCUUUUCGCUCUGGUGCUCCCUGAGUCUCUUGGAUCAACGUCAGAGCCUCGAAGUACAGAGCAAAAUGCAGCAAAACAAGGCAAAUCAGAAGCUGAGCCGGGUUUCUUUGGGGUUAUCUCUUCUGCUCGCGCUCUCAUUCCGUCGGAUCGAUCCUCUCAAACGAACAUGUUCAUUCUCGCGUUCACAGAGGCAGCUGUAUUCGGAGUGAUCAUGGGACUCACUCCCUUGCAACUGGCCUACUCCGCAUAUAUGUUCCAUUGGAGAUCUUCUGCUCAAAGCGCAUUCCUCACCGGUGUGAAUCUAUGGAGUAUAUUGGUUCUUGUUGCUAUUUUCCCGCUAUUUGCGUCACUCUUUCAACGGCGUCAAGAGUCCGAGAGUCAAUCUGAAGGCCAAGCCCAAACGACAUUUGGUCCUGGGGAGCUGGGCACAAUACGUACCUGUCUUCUCUUGCAAACGGCAGGAUACAUUACAAUUGGGUUGUUCCCCUCGUCUCUCGGAGCCAUUGCUGGAUCACUCAUUGCAGGAUCUAGUGCUCCUCUUUCGCCUAUCAUGUCAUCUUGUUUGACUAAGAUGGUUCCCGAGGAGCGCCAGGGAGCGCUGCUGGGCGCGCUAAACUUUCUUCAUGCGAUCUUCCGAAUUCUUAUUCCUGCUGGCAUGAACUACGCAUAUGGAAUCAUAGUUAAGACGCAGCCUUAUGCUAUCUUUACCCUCCUGGGCGUUGGAUCCGGUACUUUGCUGGUAGCCACUCUCAUUCCUCCCAGUGCUCCGGCAUCCAAGUAA